Molecule: messenger RNA, 1509 nt
Organism: Mus caroli (Ryukyu mouse)
Lineage: Eukaryota; Metazoa; Chordata; Mammalia; Rodentia; Muridae
Source: RefSeq, a predicted model, not a curated record
CUGGCCGAGGUGACCCGGCACCUGCGUUUAGGGGUGUCACCCUGGCUCCCGGGACGCCGCCUCCGGAGAUUUAAGCGAGAACUGGAGUAGGUAGUGUACUUGGAGAGGACGAGGAAGCCAAGAGCUCCGACAGAGGUGGAGAGGGGCGGGAAGCGCAACAGGUCACCUAGAGGAAGCCCCAUACUGACCUCCUCAUGCUGCUGACACAGGCAGGAUGGCAUUGAACUCAGGGUCACCUCCAGGAAUCGGACCUUGCUAUGAGAACCACGGGUAUCAGUCUGAGCACAUCUGUCCUCCGAGGCCACCAGUGGCUCCCAAUGGCUACAACUUGUAUCCAGCCCAGUGCUACCCAUCUCCAGUGCCCCAGUAUGCUCCGAGGAUUACAACACAAGCCUCAACAUCUGUCAUCCACACACAUCCCAAGUCCUCAGGAGCACUGUGCACCUCAAAGUCUAAGAAAUCGCUGUGUUUAGCCCUCGCCCUGGGCACUGUCCUCGCGGGUGCUGCUGUGGCUGCUGUCUUGCUUUGGAGGUUCUGGGACAGCAACUGCUCUACGUCUGAGAUGGAGUGUGGGUCUUCAGGCACAUGCAUCAGCUCUUCUCUCUGGUGUGACGGGAUAGCACAUUGUCCCAAUGGAGAAGAUGAGAACCGGUGUGGUGAGUUAUCCCUGGCCCUGGAAGCACAAGGUGAUAUCCCUUUGAAGAAGUAUGAGCUGGAAUGCGGGGUUCGCUCAGUGAAACGCCAGAGCAGGAUUGUGGGUGGAUUGAAUGCCUCACCAGGAGACUGGCCCUGGCAGGUCAGCCUGCACGUCCAAGGCGUCCACGUCUGCGGAGGCUCCAUCAUCACCCCCGAGUGGAUUGUGACAGCCGCCCACUGUGUGGAAGAACCCCUCAGCAGCCCGAGGUACUGGACGGCAUUUGCGGGAAUUCUGAGACAGUCUCUCAUGUUCUAUGGAAGUAGACACCAGGUAGAAAAAGUAAUUUCCCAUCCAAAUUACGACUCUAAGACCAAGAAUAACGACAUUGCUCUCAUGAAGCUGCAGACACCUUUGGCUUUUAAUGAUCUAGUGAAGCCAGUGUGUCUGCCAAACCCAGGCAUGAUGCUAGACCUAGACCAGGAAUGCUGGAUUUCGGGGUGGGGGGCCACCUAUGAGAAAGGUGAGGCUUUGGGUCACACAGGAUGGGACACUGAUUUCCACAGUGGGACCCCUUCAUUUGAAUCCCAGUUCAGUUAUUCAGUGGUUUCUGGCUUUGGACAAUUUGGAGGGCCGCUGGUUACUUUGAAGAAUGGGAUCUGGUGGCUGAUUGGAGACACGAGCUGGGGCUCGGGCUGUGCCAAGGCACUCAGACCUGGAGUAUAUGGGAACGUGACGGUAUUUACAGAUUGGAUCUACCAGCAAAUGAGGGCGAACAGCUAAUCCACGUGGCUGGGAAGUUUGUCCCAGACUUCCUUUGUCUUCAACAACCUUCUGCAAGAAAACCAAGAGCCUGAAUUUUAACUUCCUGUGCA